Molecule: messenger RNA, 1668 nt
Organism: Moneuplotes crassus
Lineage: Eukaryota; Ciliophora; Spirotrichea; Euplotida; Euplotidae
Source: the annotation of a GenBank genome assembly
GCAUAAAAUAAAAUUUCCCAAAAUGGAGCCUUCAAGCCCUAAAGAAGAGACCAAAUUACCGCCUGAGUUGCGCCCUCCUUGUCCAUCAAGGCCAACUGAAAAGUCACAUCACGAGAUCCAGCUGUUCAUCUCCUGCUGAGAUCUAAAGGAUCUCUACCAUGGAGCUAAGCUAGAUCCGUACUGUCGGAUCUGGCUUAAAAAUGAUGAAAGAACCGACUGGAAGUUACUCUGCAAGACUAAUGUAGUCAGAGGGACCCUGAACCCUGAUUUCGCGACUCCCAUUGGCAUAGAUUACUGCUUUGAGAAAUAACCAAGAUAUUAGGUUUGAGAUCUAUGAUGACGACCAAGGUGAAGAAGAACCCCAAGCUCAACAUACAUGUAAAGUCGCACAGAUCGUUGGGUCUCCAUCCCAGACUUACUCAGGAGAUCUUGACCAUAGGCACGAAGGAGGGAGGAUUAUAGUACAAGCUGAGUCUAUCAAGAGAGAAGACCAGAGCAUCAAAAUAUCCGUAUCUUGUACUGGCCUGAAGUCUAAGAAGAAAAACCUUGGUUUCACCGCCACGGAUCAUCCCUUCUUGGUAAUCAAAAAGUGAGAUAAGCAUAAUCCUACAGAUAAAGAUUAUGCUGAAGCAGAAGUGGUGUAUACUUCUGAAACUCAGCAUAAAACUUUGAACCCUCUAUGGCAUGUCGGUGAGCUCACGAUUGAGGAUUUGUGAUACUCUGAUCUUGACAUACCUUUAAUAUUUGAGAUAUGGUCAGCUCAACCCAAAGAAAAAUAAUAGAAUUUAUGGGACCGUCAAAGGUACAGCCAGAGAGUUCAUGGAGAAAGAGGAUCAGCCUAUUCCAAUAAUUAAGAGACAAGGAAACCAAUAUGGAAAGCUCUAUUUUGAUAAAUUUAAGAUGGUCCACAACCCAGCCAUUAUUGAUUACUUCCAAAGUGGCUGGAAUCUUACUUUCAGUGUUGCGAUCGACUUUUCAUUAUCAAAUGGAGAAUUUUCUGAUCCAGGUUCCUUACAUUUCAUCGAUUCCGAUGAUUUCGCCAAAAAGUCACCAUAUGAAGAAGUUCUCACAGAAGUAGGAAGUAUUCUACAGUGGUAUACAGCUGAUAACAAAAUUCCUGCCCUUGGAUUUGGAGCAAGGACCAGGCUCUCAUCUAGAACUAUGGAGCCAGACUGAUUCAACCUCAAUGGGCUCAAAGACUGGGAAGUCGAGGGUAUAGAAGGAGUCAUACAAGCCUAUAGAAAAGCAAUUGAGGGUGGCAUGCAGCCAUCCUCUCCUUCUAACUUUGAGCCAUGCAUCAGAAGAAUGAUGGAAUUCAUUGAAGAGAGAAAGGAGAUGAAUGAGUACAACGUAUUGCUUAUAAUCACCAAUGAGCCAUCAACCGAUUGGGCAACAACCAUCCCAACAAUUGCUGAAGCAAGUCAUCUCCCUCUAAGUAUAAUCCUAGUUGAACUUGGAGAUACAGAUAUUCUCAAGUACGACUCUUUGCAAACUGACUCAAGUUCAUUCAAAGAUUUUAAAAGGAAGCCAUCUCUCAGAGAGAUUUUCCAGUUUGCAAAAUUUAGCGACUACGAUGACUUUCCUCAUAGUUUGAAAGAGAACUUAUUGCAGCAGAUUCCUGACCAGUUCAUUGAAUAUAGACUACUCAGCAGUUAGUUUAAUAUUUUA